Molecule: messenger RNA, 1957 nt
Organism: Protopterus annectens (West African lungfish)
Lineage: Eukaryota; Metazoa; Chordata; Ceratodontiformes; Protopteridae
Product: beta-1,3-galactosyltransferase 2-like
Exons: 3
Coding region: 549-1568 (339 amino acids)
Cellular component (GO): membrane
Molecular function (GO): N-acetyl-beta-D-glucosaminide beta-(1,3)-galactosyltransferase activity
Source: RefSeq, a predicted model, not a curated record
CAGCUGGCGGCCGGGGGAGCCACCCUUCCUUUGCACACAUGCUCGUAUCCCGAUACGAGUUAGAAUUACACUUAUUUUAUUCUCAUCACUGUUUUAAUCGAUGCUGCUUAGGUUGGGUGUCUUUACAGCAAAACGAAGACGAUAAAGCCAUUGCUGAACGGUUUCGUCUUUCAGGGUUAAUAACAUUAUUGCAAUCACUUCUGGAGACGGGCGGGCCACUAUGUGAUGCGUUUUUGUACUGACGUCUCCCGGGGCUUUAUGUGUUUUGUGAUACCUUGUAAUUAUCCAAGUCAAUCAAUACCUGGAGCAGUAAUACGUUUCCAAGGCUGUAACCUGUAUGCAGACAAAUGGAUUAACAUCUUCCAGUUAAGUGAAGACGCAAUACCUAUUGUUUGGAAAGGAAACUGUAUAUGAUCUGUUGUACUGUGCUGGCCAUUUUAUGUCAAGGUAAAGCAGAGGAAACUUGGACAGCAAGCAAACCUACAGAGUGACCAGAAAAUAGUCCACAAAUUUGACGCUUGUAACAUAACAGGGAUAUCCAAAUAAGCAUGGCGGAUCGGCGAAAAAUGAGGAAGUAUCUUAUGCUCUUUGCAGCAGCUUUUGUGACUGCCUUCUUCAUUUCAUAUAGUAUGUCAAUAAAAACAAGGCAGACUUUACUGAUGUACAGAAAAUCAGUUGCUUCUAAUACAUCCUAUGCAGGAGAUGUGACUGUUAGCUAUCCACUAAACUUUGUGUAUCCUUACAAAUACAAUUUUAUUCUAAAUGAGCCUGACAAGUGUAAGACCAAUGAUCCAUUCCUUCUUAUUCUAAUUCCAACACGGGCAAAUGAGAUUGAACUAAGGAGUGCUAUCCGACAGACAUGGGGUAAUGAAAGCCUUGUACCUGGUGUCAAAAUUGUAAGGCUGUUCUUGGUUGGGAUUCCUACACAAAUUACAGAUCCUUACCAAAGUGUUCUUCAGGAGGAAAGCUCAUUAAAUCAUGAUAUUAUUCAACAAGACUUCAGGGACAGCUAUAUCAACCUAACCAUCAAAACCAUGAUGGGGUUACAAUGGAUGGUCACCUUUUGUCCAAAAGCCUCUUAUGCCAUAAAAAUUGAUGGCGACAUGUUUCUGAAUACUGAAUAUUUAGUUAAAUUCCUUGAUCCAGGAAGACCAAUGAGAGAGAACUAUUUCACAGGUUAUGUGGUAGCAGGAACUCGUCCAAUCCGAAGUAAACUUUACAAGUAUUAUGUUCCUUUUGAGCUAUAUGAACCCGAUUAUUAUCCUCCAUAUUGUGGUGGACCAGGCUAUGCAUUUUCUGGAGAUAUGGCAAAGAAGAUAUAUGAUAUAGCACACAUUAUUAAACCUUUCAAUAUGGAGGAUGCUUUCAUAGGGGUGUGUCUGGAAAGACUGGGAAUCCAGAUAACAAAGACUCCAACUUCCCUCUUCCAUGGACAUAAAAUAGACUACAACAAAUGUCGUUUCUAUACGUUAAUUACUGUUCACCACUUUAGUGCCAAAGACCUUCUGCAGAUAUGGCCAGACUUUGUGACCGCAAAGGACACAUGCCCACCUAACAAAAGCUAUUAGACUAAAUGUUUGUAAGAGGUUUAACAUGUGAGAAACCUAUGAAGAAUAGCACUCACCCAUCAGAGUCUGAAAGUCCCAUAAAAAUUAAGACAAAUGCACAAAAAACUUAUGUAAUUGUGAUAAGCAGUACAAGUCAUAAAAAAAAACUGUAUUGUUGAAUGAAACAUGGAUUCAUUGGAAGAUGAAUUUAAAACCUAAUUUUCAGUGGUAACAAGUACUGAUCAUGAAGGACAUAUGUUCCAGUCAUUUGCACAAUUUUUUAGAAGUAUUUAUAAAUACUUCUCUAAAACAUUACUGUUGGUUCUCUUGGUUGCUGUCUUGGUUGCUGUCUUUAUGUUGUCAGUGCAUUCCCUUCAAUUAACAAAUAAAUAAAUAUAUUAAUGAUUUUA